GCGCACUUUGUUCUCGAGACGGAACUCACUCCAUCACGGAAUUGAUCAGGCUCUCCAAGUCACUGUAUAGAAGAACCCGAGAACGCAGAGUCUACUGACCGAAGACGGUCAAGAUAGCUGCGCAUACACAAGAUGCACAGGUGACGAUCAAAACCGUAAGGGGUUACGACCACCAGAGUCCAGGGCUGUCAGCUUGAGCUGCUGUUCGCUCAGUCAUUACGAGAAUCGCAACGACACGAACCGGACCGUUUGAAUCAAAAAACACGAAUAACUUAACCUUAAUGAAUCCAACCGAAAAUCGAAAAUGCUCACAACAACACCCUACCUCACCAUCCGGCGUCCCUCGCCCACCACGGCCGAAUUCACCCUAACCACCUGUCCUCCUCUCACCCUCCCCCUCCGAGCCGCCUUAUUUGGUGUCCUCUGCCUACGCUUCAUCGCCGUUCUCUCCGUCAUAAUCGGCAUCUACGCGGCCUUCUUCUCUCCGACAGGGUUACUUCCUCCACCCAUCUUCCCCUCCGGCCGCAUCUCCUUCCUCGACUUCGACCUCAACAAUUUCCUCCUCCACAUCCUCCACCUCCUCUACAUUUCCCGCCCCGGCCAGUACCUUGCCUCCCUCGCCAUCUCCCUCCCGCCCUAUGCCGUCCUCGCUCUCUCGGCACUCACCUCGUACAUAGCCCUGUUCGCGCGUAUCCACACCACCGAGUCCCUCCUAGUUCUACGAGGGUUGGGGAUUCAAAUGUCUAGCAGCGUCGGCGGAGGUAAUUUCUUCCGCUUGGGGGGAGGCACCUUUAUGAAGAGGACGCGGUUCAUACCGACCGAAAAGAUACAGGAUAUCCUGAUCAACGAGGCGUUCAAAGGGUUUGAGGUCAGGUAUUAUCUGGUGAUUGUGGUGGAGGGCGAGCAGGAUGUCGUGGUUUGCUUUCCGAGGCUGUUGCCGAGACGGAAGAUUGUGGAGAGGGUGUGGAGGGGCGCGAGGGGGUGUUUGUAUGAGAAGGAUGGACCGGUGCUGAGCGCGGGAGCUGGUGGUGGCGGGGGGAGUCAUGGGGGGAAUGGGGCGUGGAGAGGUGGGAAUGGGAAUGGGAAGGGUGGAUAGUUGCUUCUAGACAUGGUGCAACUUGUAGGAAAUCUGUCUCAAGUUGUUGAGAGCGGAGCGGGCGUUUUUGUUUACUUGGUUCAUUGGUGUUUACAUACCUAGUGAUAUCAGCUGUCAUUUUUACAUAUUUCUGGGCCUCUAUUCCUUGUUGUCAAUCUUUGAAUACUCCAGAUCCAUUUUCCAACCAAAUAUCAGCAUCUCUGUAAUGCCGAGAGUGGUACAGAUGCUGCUGCCCCCCUACAUACAUGUGUGAGAACGCUCUGUCUCCAAUCUCUUGAACCUUUUCAAGACUCGUGUCAAAGGGGGUUUCUUUUCCUUCAAGUGGCCGAUGAAGACGUCGAACAUGUACAGGAGAUUAUAAUAUAGGCUGACACCAUAGACUCUUCCUUCGUUACCUGCCACGUACCACGGCAUUCAGCUCGGUCUGUACCGAAUGCUUAUGUCCUUGCGUGGCCUAGGUUCCUAUUGCCAAGGCUUGGUUUGUUGAGACUAGCCCGAUGAAAUGGUGAUAUAGACUAGGCAAAGAUAUCAAGCUCUGUCAGACUUGAAAGGCGACUUUUACUCAAUAACGUCCGCUUCCUGGUGCGCUUCAGCAGCCUAUAUUCAGGGCAGCACCAGGAA
Molecule: messenger RNA, 1717 nt
Organism: Neurospora crassa OR74A
Lineage: Eukaryota; Fungi; Ascomycota; Sordariomycetes; Sordariales; Sordariaceae
Product: phosphatidylinositol N-acetylglucosaminyltransferase
Exons: 2
Coding region: 305-1096 (263 amino acids)
Biological process (GO): GPI anchor biosynthetic process
Cellular component (GO): glycosylphosphatidylinositol-N-acetylglucosaminyltransferase (GPI-GnT) complex
Source: RefSeq, a predicted model, not a curated record